Cercospora beticola is the source of this 2129-nucleotide messenger RNA. It is a transcript of the gene URA3, whose product is annotated as orotidine-5'-phosphate decarboxylase. The record is from RefSeq and is a predicted model, not a curated record. Lineage: Eukaryota; Fungi; Ascomycota; Dothideomycetes; Mycosphaerellales; Mycosphaerellaceae. Gene Ontology annotation, biological process: 'de novo' pyrimidine nucleobase biosynthetic process; 'de novo' UMP biosynthetic process. Gene Ontology annotation, molecular function: orotidine-5'-phosphate decarboxylase activity; orotate phosphoribosyltransferase activity.
GCCAGUGCCAGGGUCGGGCGUUUUCUGAAGAGGGACGGCAACCGCUGCGGCGUAGUUAACUUAGGCUUGGAAAGGAAUUUCGAAAUGGACCCCAUCGGUCAACGAGGGGCAGAGUGGCAGCGAAAAGUGCAAAAGCAGCAGCAGCAGCAGCAGCAGCAGCAGCAGGGAACACAGGCUGUGCAGAGUGCGGGCUGACGCAGGAGAGCGAGUGCGAGAUAGAUAGCAUUGUGCCAGCGAAGUGUGAUUUGACAUUCUGUAUUUGACGACCCGACUUCUAGACCGAGCCCAUCUGCUGCUGCUUGGCCUGUCCCACUGCGACGUGCAUGCUGCCGACAGAUUGACGCCGCAAGAGCUAGUGUCGGUUGACGGCGACUGCGUAAAGAACAAGACCGCGAAACCUCGCCAACACCAACGACACGUUCGGCCUUGCCCCCUCCGCCCACCGGCCGUCCACUCUCUUUCCUCGCCUACUUGAUCUGCUCCUGCUGCUGCCGCUCUGCGCUGCUCCUUCUUUGCUCUGCGCUUUCCCGCAGCUCCUCCAGCGCGAGAGCAUCCAGCACUUCCCCGACAGCACAAGCACGCCCGCCCACAGCUGCACCCAUGGCUCGCCAUCCGACCUUGAGCCAGACCUACGCUGAGCGCUCCGAAGACCCCAAUCUCACGCCGCUCGCCACGUACCUCCUCCGUCUCAUCCACAUCAAGCGUACCAACCUGUGCGUGUCCGCCGAUGUCACCACGACCAAUGAGCUGCUACGCAUCGCCGAGGAGGUGGGCGACCACAUCUGCAUCCUCAAGACACACGCCGACAUCAUCAGCGACUUUGGUGAAAAGACGAUUCGAGGCUUGAACGAGAUCUCCAGACGGAAGAAGUUCCUAGUGUUUGAAGACCGAAAGUUCAUGGACAUUGGCAACACCGUGCAGCUGCAGUACACCAGUGGCCCGCUAAGCAUUGUGCGGUGGGCUCCCAUAGUGAACGCGACCAUCCAUUCGGGUGCGGCCAUUAUACCUGCUCUGGCGGAGGCAGCACAAAAGGCUAUCAACUCGCACAACACCUCCGUCUCCACGGACAUUCGAGCCUCGCCUAAAGUGCCCCCGGUCAAUGACUUUGAGGACAGCGACGACGAGGAAGACGACAAUUGGCAAAACAUCAAUGGCGCGCACUCUGCGGACGAAUACGAGGAAGACACAACAGAUAGGAUGAGGAAGCAGUCCGUCGUAUCAGUCAGUACCACCAUCAGCAUGAAAUCUGAAGCAAUUAGUCCGCAGCCCCACAUGCGGCCUUCGAUCUCACGCGUGGAGUCAGGCGAUGGGCAGGACGAAGGAGAUGACCCCGAAGCUCUGGCUCAACUUGCACCACCUCCAUUCCUACGCUCCCUGCUCCUGCUGGCCCAGAUGAGCAGUGCCAACAACUACUUUACGCCCGAAUACACAGCCGACUGCGUCAAACAUGCGAGAGAGAACCGGGACUUCGUCAUGGGGUUCAUCGCACAGCAAUCACUUAACCAAGCUCCCGACGACAAUUUCAUCACCAUGACUCCGGGCGUGCAGCUACAGGCAGGAGGCGAUGGCAAAGGCCAGCAAUACAACACUCCGGACAAAGUCAUUGGCCAAGGAGGCACAGAUGUGAUCAUCGUCGGACGCGGCAUCAUCGGUGCUCCGCCGGGAGAACGCGCCAGGGUUGCACUGGAAUAUAGAUCCCAAGGCUGGGAAGCGUACAAGCAACGCGUGAGAUCGUUGCGAGCUCAACGGCAAUGAUCACAUCACGCAUUUGUGGCAAAUGUCUUGCGUUGACGUGGUUUACUUCGGCUUACAGAUGCAGUCUGUAGCAGCAUAGCGCAGGUGUUGGUCUGAUCGGGCUCUGCCGUGCGAGAGCACGCGAUGUGAGCCUUUUGCUUGAUUGCAAUGGCAGUUCUGACGGACGCUUGUACGUUGAAAGAACAUGGGAGGUUUGUUGGCAUGUUAUAUGAGAUGGAACUGCCGAAGAUCAUGAUGAUGUUAUGUCCGGCCACACGACAGAUAUGGAUACGAAACAAUACGAAAAACAUCAUGAGUAUAUCACAAUCAAAAUCGGUUCUAUGCAUCCUCCACCUCUUUUCGUUAUUUUCGCAGCUGAAGAUUUAGCCAUUAAC